AUGAACACCGCUGGGGGGCAGCCGCAGCAGGGCCAGGCUGGCCAGGCCGGCCAGUCUCAGUCGCGCCCUCCGCCCAUGUAUCAGCCGGCUCAAAUUAGAAGUCUGCCCUUUCUCAGUGAAGAGGAAAAGGUCAAAUACGAGCAUGGCGUCACGGGCCUCUGGACUCGCAUGAACAGCUCCCCGCCCAACAGCCAGGAUCACCUCGCAGCGCGUAAUAAAAUUAUCGAGUUUUCGCGCAUGCUCAUCAACAAGAUCCAGAGUCGCCGAGCGCAGGCGCAGCAGCAACAAGGCCAGCAGCAAGGUCAACAACAAGGUCAGCAGCAAGGUCAGCAGGUCGGAGCCCAACGCCCCCAAGGACAGACGACCCAGCAGCAGACAGCCGCGGCGCAACAUAAGUCGGCCCAGCAGCCGGCUGCUGCUGCCGCCAAGCCGGCUGGUAAUGCUAAUGGAGGAGCUGUCGCACCAAUCCAGAGUUCGACGGCCGAGAAACCCUCAGUCACCGCAGCCAUUACGCAGCCCAAGGUCCCAGAGCGCUUGAUGAAUCUUGUCAACAAGAUGACGUUCAAAGCGCCCCAUCAUCUCUCUGAAAAGUCUGCCGCUGACGCCGCGAAAUGGGUGGAAGAUUUGAAAGUGCGUUAUGGACGUGCUCUCAUGACCAUGGAAUCUGCCAAGAACAAGGUCGCCAGCAUGGACAAGGUCUUUCAAGAGCGCACCCAAGCCGGCAACCCUUUGAAAGACGAAGAGCUCCGCCAGUACCGCGAGCAUCGAGAGAAGCAACUCGAACUGCACAGCAACGGGCAAAAGUGGAUCGAGACGGUGAGGAAGCAGCAGGAAACUGUUCAAGGCCUCAGCCAAGGUGCAAGUGCAGGUGCUACGCAGAAUAAGGCAAACGGCGCAGCAACGCCGGCAGAGCAACAGAAUCAAAACGUCACGGCAUCAGUCAAUGCCGCCGUCGAAGCCGCCAAAAAUCAACAGCAAAAUGCCGGCCAGCAGCAGACACCGGCGACAAACACCCCGACGCCGCAGCAGCAGCAGGCGCGCAUGGCCCAGAAUGCGGCGGCGCGGGGUGGUGCAGCGGUUAAACAAGAGCCACCGGCCCCCGUCAACACAGCCCUCGCCAACGCGCAGGCACAAACUCCAGCUCAGGGUGCCGCACGGGUAGCCACACCGCAGAGCGCCAACACGCAGGCACACACGCAGCAGCAGCAGCAGCAGCAGCAGCAGCAGCAGCAGCAGCAGCAGCAGCAGGUCGCCCAGCAACACCAACAGCAACAAGCAGCGGGUACACCCACGGUCGGCACACCCGGCGCCGCAAACAAUACGGCCAUUCAGCAGCAACAGCAACAGCAGCAACAGGGUCAUCCGCACGCACACCCGUCGCAGCAGCAAGCGCCCCCUGCUCAACAGGUCAAGAUGCCAAUCCAAAAGCAACUGCCCGAGCGCGCCACGGCGAUCCCCCAGGGGGUGACGCUGGGCGGCGGCGUCGCCGCGGGUAGACCCACGCUCUCACAGGGCGGCGGCACGCUCGGCGGCGUUAUGAAUCAGCCGGCGGUCGCCAAGGUCCCUGCAUAUAGCCACGACGCCGAGGGCGACCACGUUCUCAGCAAGAAGAAGCUCGACGAGCUAGUGCGCCAGGUCUGCGGCGCGCCGUCCGAGGGCGCCUCGGACGGCAAUCUCCUGACACCCGAAGUGGAAGAGAGCGUAUUGAACAUGGCGGAUAGCUUCGUCGACAACGUCCUGCACGCCGCCUGCCGCAACUCCAAGGAGCGCGGCUCCAAGGUCCUCGAGAUUCGCGACAUUCAGCUCGUCCUCGAGCGCACCUACAACAUUCGCGUCCCCGGCUACUCAUCAGACGAGCUCCGCACCGUCCGCAAGGUGCAACCCGCGGCAGGCUGGAUCGCCAAGAUGAGCGCCGUCCAGGCGGCCAAGGUGAUGCCCGGUAAGGGAGAGUAG
Beauveria bassiana ARSEF 2860 is the source of this 1953-nucleotide messenger RNA. Its product is annotated as transcription initiation factor TFIID subunit 12. Gene Ontology annotation, cellular component: transcription factor TFIID complex; SLIK (SAGA-like) complex; SAGA complex. Gene Ontology annotation, biological process: DNA-templated transcription initiation; RNA polymerase II preinitiation complex assembly. Bases 1 to 1953 code for a protein of 650 amino acids. Lineage: Eukaryota; Fungi; Ascomycota; Sordariomycetes; Hypocreales; Cordycipitaceae. The transcript is spliced from 3 exons. The record is from RefSeq and is a predicted model, not a curated record. Gene Ontology annotation, molecular function: protein heterodimerization activity; DNA binding; TBP-class protein binding.